Phalacrocorax carbo (great cormorant) is the source of this 1267-nucleotide messenger RNA. Lineage: Eukaryota; Metazoa; Chordata; Aves; Suliformes; Phalacrocoracidae. The record is from RefSeq and is a predicted model, not a curated record.
CAGAGCUGCCAUGGCAGCCAGCAUGUCCCACUGGCACAGCUACCUUGGGGUGAUUGUGUCCUGCGAGAGGCAGUGGCUGGAGCAUUUCCAGCAGGCUGAGGACAUUCUGCUGACCCUGCUGGAAGAUGUCCACACCAGGGAGCCCCGCUCCUUUGAGGAUGCUGUCACUCUGGAGGUCCCCCUGCGGAUUGAUGGCGAUGCCCUGCAGGUGCUGUCAUGCUGGCCUGGGGACACCCCAGCUGGGCACUGUCUGGGGCUGGGCACCUGCUGUCUGGAAGUGCCCUCUCCAUGGACUGACAUGGAGGACUGGACCAGCGCCAUGGGUGUGAUGGAGCGGGGAGGUGGUGCGGCGUGCCUGGUUCCAGGCAAAGUCCUCCAGCACCUGAAAAAGCUCCUUGUUUCAGCCAUCGUGCACUGCCAACGCUGCUUCCUCCUUCAGCCAGGUGACCUUGGUGCCGAAAAUCUGCGGGAAGAUGCUAUGGAGAUCUCCCUGCUGAUCUGUGGUGGCUGGAAGACCAUCUGCUUUGACAUCAUCCCUGUGGUGAGGAGGCAGCAGGAUCUGCUCCAGUUCAAGGGGGGUCAGAGCGAUAGGGGCUUCCCUAAAGGCAGCCUCUGUACGGCCACAGAAGAGGCCCACUUUAUCCCUGCCUCUCCCCACUGCUGGAGUUCCUCUACUCACCUCCCCAUCCUGAAGCUGCUCCAGGCAGUGGACACACUGAAUGGAACCUGUCUGGACAGCCUUUGCCUUCUCGACCACAUCCACAGCCAGGACUGGGGAGAGGAGGGUGGGAAAGGUGGUCUCACCUUCAACCACCUGAAGAUGGUGCUGCUGUGGAGCACAGAGAUCUUCCCAUCCCCAGAGGACUGGCAGGACCUGGAGGACUCUGUUUGCAGGCUCUUGGUGAUCCUUCUCCGCUGCCUGGCCACCCAGUACCUGCCCCACUUCCUGCACCCAGAGGAGAACUUCCAAGGAGAGCCCUCAGCCCUCACCUCCCUCUACUCCAAGGUGGAGAGCUUCGCCUGGGACCCCUGAUGCUUCCUCCACUUCCGUUUUGGCCUCUCUGCAUGCACUGACAGCUGGCAGGCAGACCCUGGCACCUGAACCCUCCUGCAGCUCCCCACCGAGGACAGGUCCUACUGGAACACAGCCUACUUUGACAUCCUACUCAGCCAGUUCCAGGUGUACCAGAUCUAGGAUGGUGCACACCACUCAGCAAUGUCCCAACUCCUCUCCAAGAUCCAGCAAGAAAUCCCCCAGCAGAGCUGA